This is a messenger RNA of Exophiala dermatitidis NIH/UT8656, 1731 nucleotides long. RefSeq lists its product as uncharacterized. The record is from RefSeq and is a predicted model, not a curated record. The transcript has a single exon. NCBI's taxonomy places the organism in Eukaryota, Fungi, Ascomycota, Eurotiomycetes, Chaetothyriales, Herpotrichiellaceae. The coding region runs from base 1 to 1731 and encodes 576 amino acids.
AUGGGUGGUACAGCUUUUGCACCUGAGGGUCUCGACACCCCACGCAUGUCACCUGAAGUCUACAACGCUAUCCUCGCGAGGAUCGAGGCUCUGCUGCGCCCUCACUUUAGACUUGUUGGCCAUGCUCUCGAGGGGCCUGCCAAGGAGUCUCAUGGGGAUAUCGACGUGCUUGUUGCAGAGCCAUUGGCUUCCGGCGGAGAUGCUACUUGCAAUGGGCACUCAGCAACCAGCGCCAAAACUAGGCGUGUAACGGGAGCGGCUUUGGCAAGCAUACUGGGUGCCGACCAUUGGAAGAAAAACAGCGGUACUAACACUUUCAAUCUGGCAUUGAAGUGGCCACAAGAGUUGGAUUCCGGGGUUGUCUCGGACAAAAUGUCAGACAACGGUGACGAGACUAAAGAAGGCCGAAAUGUCAAUACACAGAUUCCGGCAGAGACAGGCGGUUCUUCAAUUGAUUGCAACGAUCAAGUCAUGCUUGCGGUGGCUGACGAAGGAGAACAAGCGCGAGUUCAGAACGAUGUCAAUGGACAGAGAAACGGUGUCGGUCUUGUUGAUGGCAUUGCCACCUACCCUGCCACAGCAGGGAGGUACAUUCAGGUCGACAUCACCAUAUGUCCUACCGAGGAAUACUUCAAAUGGCACCUAUUCUCCUACGCCCAUGGUGAUAUGUGGAACAUACUUGGCGGGAUCAUCCGCCGGUUCGGAUUGACAUGUACAUCCAAGGGCCUCUUCAUGCGAAUCGCCGAAGUUGAGUCUCACAACAAGGAACAGUCUCGCGUCAUACUGACGACGGACCGGACUGCGGUUCUAAACUACCUUGGACUCGAUGUCAAGAGGUACUGGAAGCCCUUUGCUAAUUGGGAUGAGAUGAUGGCGUAUGCUGCCACGUGUCGAUUCCAUGAUCCGGGUAGAUGGAAAGAACGGACGACUGAGAAGGAAAACAAAGCAAAUACAAGCUCCUCGGAGGAAGUUCCGCUGCCUGAUGUGGCAAUGACUGAGAAAAAGGUGGCCGGGCUCAAGACGGGCAACCCAGAAGUGAAGUGUCUUCAGCUAAAAGCCAACGAUCGUCAACGAGGAGCCAAACGACCUGUAUUCGGAUACUGGAUCACCGAGUAUCUCCCUGCGCACGCGAACGACCUGCCAGGUAGAGACGCACACUUGUCGAGACAGGAAGUCGUCGACGAUGCCAAAGCGUACUUUGGACCGGCGUUUGCGAUGAGAUUCGACGAGCGCAAAACCAAGUGGACACGGCUGAUCAAGGUAGAUCAACUAUGGGCGGAUAUCAGAAAGAGCUUGCCCGUCCAAGGCGCCGAAAUCGGAUAUGUCAUGAAGGGGAUGAAGAGGGAGAUCGCGGGGAAAGAAAAGGGAUGUCCGAUUACCACAAAUGAAGAUGGAGAGGCAGAGACUGUCGACAGCCUGAUGCUUCGAGAUCUCCGCGUUCAGGACCCCGCCGCGUCGGCUCUCAGAAUCGCCUUCCUCGAAGAACGCUUCGAAGACAUCUUAGAGUGGGCGAAAACCAACUGGAAAGAAGUGGCAGAGCGGCAGAAGAGAUAUGAAGUGGAGAAAAAUCGAGCCCAACAGUUUGAGAAGCGAAACAAGCAGGCGGCAGCGAACGUGUUGUGGGCAGAGCGACCUGGAUCAACACUACAUGAGAUGCUGAGUGCAGGUACUUAUGGAGACUGGUUGCGCGCACAGCGUAUGCCACCGCAAGGCAAGGAACACCACGGUUGA